AUGGCGAUCAACCAGGCGAGGACGGCGGUCAUCCACUCGCCCUUGGUCGCCGCGCUGCCGAAGGCAAACACAAAGCUGCGGAGAGGCGUGCUCACCACCACCAGUGUCGGCAGGGAGAUCGAGUACGUGCACCUUCCACAGUUCAACGACCUCCUGGAUGUCGACUGCGGAGAAGAAGGUGGAGAAGUGAAUUCGGUCGAUUGUGUGACGGGCAGCGGCGCUGAAGGCGACGACGAUGGCAAUGACGAUGAGGCGGCGGAGGCGGCGAGCAUCCUGUUUGUGUAUAGCUUGGCGAAGACCACCAGCGUCUCCUUCCCCUUCCUUGUCAUCGAGCCCACGCGAGAUGCGCCCGAUCAGUGGUACGCUGUGGGGUUGGAGCACAACUCGGGGAGGCGGUGCUUGGCGGGCUGGUGA
Molecule: messenger RNA, 414 nt
Organism: Acanthamoeba castellanii str. Neff
Lineage: Eukaryota; Discosea; Longamoebia; Acanthamoebidae
Exons: 6
Coding region: 1-414 (137 amino acids)
Source: RefSeq, a predicted model, not a curated record